Messenger RNA from Armigeres subalbatus, 716 nucleotides. RefSeq lists its product as uncharacterized. The coding region runs from base 90 to 464 and encodes 124 amino acids. The transcript is spliced from 4 exons. Lineage: Eukaryota; Metazoa; Arthropoda; Insecta; Diptera; Culicidae. The record is from RefSeq and is a predicted model, not a curated record.
GUCAACAGUUGGCGCAAGUGGGAGCAAAUCGGAUCGGACUGGACUUUAAAAGUCCUCCAACAAUCUUUGCAGCCAAACCGCCUCCUGGGAUGCUUCGGAAAGGGCUACAAACUCCGCUUCUGCUGUGGACAAGGAGACGCAGGUUUGCUUCCGGCAAGCCCACGAUAUUGUGCCUCCACAGUACUGGAACACGUACCCGCUGUUGGAUUUCCGAUCGGUGCGACAUUCCGCCCAAUCGGCAUCGGCGAAACCGAUCAGACCGGACGAAUCACCGCUGCUGCUCAAACGAAGCUUCAAGUCCGCCGUCCCCUUCAAGUAGCGUACUGUUCGCUUCAGCUCGUCCCAGUCACGUUGUGUUGGAUAACUCCCCGGAUAAAAAUUUACAAAAUGAAGCUUAUGAUGAAAUACUGAUGCUUGGCCAAUCUUACCCACGAGAUAUAAUAAGAACUGAUGCAGGUUUAUAACUACAUGUAUUGUAUCCGGAACAAAGUUAGUACGUCUUUUAUACCGAAGUUGGAUUUUUCUCCAGAUACAGGCAACUUACCCAACUUCGAAAGUAGUGCGCUGGAUUCGCCUAAAGAUGCGCUAAACAACGCAUCAAUUAGUUUGACAGAUAAAACUUUGGAAGAAAGUUCGGUUCGGAAGUCCCGACAGCAAAGCUAGGUAAAAUGAGUGAAAAUGAAGUUUAAACUGAUUUAAAAUUAAAUUGAAAAUAA